Coregonus sp. 'balchen' is the source of this 465-nucleotide messenger RNA. NCBI's taxonomy places the organism in Eukaryota, Metazoa, Chordata, Actinopteri, Salmoniformes, Salmonidae. The record is from the annotation of a GenBank genome assembly.
AUGUUCCCUGCAGCCAAGAGGUGGCAAAGACCUGAAAGGACCUCAGGCGGACCCUUCAAGAAGAAGAAACCAUUCUCUGGCGACGACAGUAAAGACACAUUUGGUUCCAAGUCACCUCAUAGGUCUGGUCCAAGAGGGAAACCCAGAGACCGAAUGGGGGGUGACGGGGACAGGAAAGAGGGAAAGACAUUUGGGAAUGGAGGCAAAUCUUUUGGAAAGAUGUCACCGGGGGGCAAGAGGUUUGGAGGGAAGAAAUUUGGGGAUGGGGACAAGCGGUUUGGAGCGAAGAAAUUCGGUGACGGAGUUAAGAGAUUUGGAGGGAAGAUGUUUGAUAGGGGAAAUAAAUUUGGGGGUGGUGGGGGUUCUACGUUUAAGGGCAAACCUCAUCAUGGUGGUUUGAAGAAGGGUCCUGGGGGGGCGGGGGGGGCGAAGGGGGGCUUCAAACAGAGGAAGUGGAAGAGCUGA